Drosophila busckii is the source of this 4100-nucleotide messenger RNA. RefSeq names its product 1-phosphatidylinositol 4,5-bisphosphate phosphodiesterase gamma-1 (gene sl). Gene Ontology annotation, biological process: phospholipid catabolic process; positive regulation of epithelial cell migration; phosphatidylinositol-mediated signaling. Bases 59 to 3748 code for a protein of 1229 amino acids. Lineage: Eukaryota; Metazoa; Arthropoda; Insecta; Diptera; Drosophilidae. Gene Ontology annotation, molecular function: phosphatidylinositol-4,5-bisphosphate phospholipase C activity; protein binding. The transcript is spliced from 4 exons. The record is from RefSeq and is a predicted model, not a curated record.
UCAACAAGUGCAAAUUGUAAAUUUUAAGUAACAAAUAAUAAAUAAUAAAAUCUGAGUGAUGAGUUGCUUUAGUGCAAUGAACACGCCCCUUUUGGGUGAAAUGGAACAAACGAUCUGCAUGCUAGAGCGCGGCACAAUUGUUACAAAAUUAUAUGGAAAACAGCGAAGACCCGAUCGACGACACCUAAUGCUUAUCAGAGAGACGCGCCAGCUGCUUUGGUCCACCCUGGCAGCACAAACACGCACAGACUAUGAGGGUACUCUUCAAUUGCGUGAAAUACGAGAAAUACGCGUGGGUAAAAACUCAAAAGAGUUUCGCUUACAUGCGGAUGAUUGCCAACGCUUUGAGAACAGCAAAUGUUUUGUCAUUAUGUACGGCAACAAUUUUAAACUUAAGAGUUUUUCCGUGGUGGCCCUGUCUGAAAUAGAAGCAGAGCAUUGGGUGCGUGGUCUGCGCUAUAUGGUCAAAGACACACAACUCGCGCCCUAUACGCUGCAAUUGGACCGUUGGCUACGACGUGAAUACUACGCUCUUGAGCAUGUGCAUGCGCAUGCGCAUAUGGGUAAACCGGAGCAGAGCACGCCAGUGACUAUUAAGGAUUUCAAAAGUUUUCUCAGUAGCGUCAGCUGCAAGAUGAGCACCAGCAAGUUUAUGGAAUGCUUUACGGAUGAUAUACGCCGUAAGCAUGAUCUCAAGUUUGACGACUUUUCACGCUUAUAUCAAAAGUUAUUGCUGCCUGUUAAUUUUUUGCCAUUGCUGGGCAACCUAGAGCUGGCGGACAAACAAACUGUGCGUCCAGUGGAGUUUCAACGUUUCCUUGCCUCUGCGCAGCAGGAUAAUCAGCUCAACGAUCUAGCCUCUAUAGCUAGCUUUAUGCGCGACUUUGUGCAGGAUGUGGAGCGUGAAGUGCAACAGCCGUUUCUUACUAUAAAUGAAUUCGUUGAUUAUUUAUUUAGCAAGCAAAAUGAUCUAUGGGAUGCUGCACGCCAUGAUGCCGUCAACAUGGAUAUGAAUCAACCAUUAUGUUGCUAUUGGAUCGCCUCCUCGCAUAACACUUAUCUCACUGGCGAUCAGUUCUCAAGUGAAUCCUCUUGUGAGGCUUAUGCGCGUGCCCUGCGCAUGGGUUGCCGUUGCAUUGAGCUCGACUGCUGGAAUGGCCCCGAUAAUCUACCCUACAUAUUUCAUGGACAUACGAUGACAUCGAAAAUCAAAUUUAUGGAUGUAAUUAAAACAAUAAAGGAGCACGCUUUUGUAACAUCCGAAUAUCCUGUAAUAUUGUCAAUUGAACAAAACUGCUCAUUGGAGCAGCAACGCAACAUGGCACAGGCGUUGAUCGAGGUCUUUGGUGACAUGUUGUUGACCCAACCAUGUGAUCGUAAUGAGCUGCAGCUCCCUUCACCCAAUCAACUGCGUCGCAAAAUCAUUUUGAAGCACAAGAAGUUGCCCCAAUUUGAUGAGAAUGUUGUUGCAAGCAACAAUGGGUCAUUGAACACAUUUAGCCAACGCUCGUCUCUGAGCGGCGGUGGCGAUGAGCAUGAGAAUAUGCAAAAGAUUUUAAAGAAAGGCCUGCUGUACUUUAAGGAUCCCGUGGACAAAUGCUGGAAUCUUUAUCAGUUUGUUUUGACGCAACAAGAGUUGAUUUAUAGCUCAGAGAUCAAUGAGGGUCGCAAUGGCAAUUCAGAGGAUGAUGACUUUGGUUUGUCUGCCUGCAAUUUGAAUUCAAGCAUGCAGCAAAAGCAAAAGGAUACGGCAGCGAAUGAUGAGCUACAUUUUGGCGAGCAUUGGUUUCAUGGCAAAUUGGAGGGUGGACGCAAGGAGGCAGAUCAGCUGCUUGAGACGUAUAACCAUCUAGGCGAUGGAACGUUUCUGGUGCGUGAAUCGGCAACGUUUGUGGGAGACUACAGCCUAAGCUUUUGGCGACGCAAUCGUCCGAAUCAUUGUCGGAUUAAAUCCAAGCACGAGCAAGGCGCCAUCAAGUAUUAUUUAGUGGAGAAUUUCGUAUUCGAUUCGCUCUAUGCGUUAAUUGUUUAUUAUCGCAAGAAUAUGCUGCGGAGUUCAGAGUUUUCCAUAAUACUCAAAGAGCCUGUGCCACAGCCGAAGAAACACGAGAGUCAGGAUUGGUUUCAUCCGAAUACAAGCAAGGAGCAGGCAGAGCAGGCGCUGCUUAAGCUAGAGAUUGGCUCAUUUCUAGUGCGUCCUUCGGUGCAGAGUAUCAAUGCAUUUGUCAUAUCGUUUAGCAUAAAUCGCAAAAUUAAACAUUGUCGCAUUUUGCAAGAGGGACGUCUCUAUGCCAUCGAUACCAUGCAGUUUGAGUCCUUGGUCUCCUUGAUACAUUACUACAUGCGUAAUCCGCUCUAUCGCAAUGUUAAGCUCAUGCAUCCUGUAUCCCAAGAGCUGCUGCGUCAGACUUUACUGGAGCAUGCUCAGCAGCUAUUGCACGGCAGCGAGCAUAGCGUCGGCAGCGAUAGCAAUGGCGCCUCCAACUAUAUGGGCGCCAAUCUGGACGAGUAUGUCACCUGUAAGGCGCUCUAUAGCUAUAAAGCUGAUAAGCCCGAUGAAUUGUCCUUUCCAAAACAUGCCAUUAUUACAAAUGUUCAACGUAACAAUAGCAUGUGGUGGAAGGGUGAUUACGGCGGACUUAUACAGCAGCAUUUUCCGGCUAACUAUGUUAAGGUAAUUGACUCAAGCAGCGAGGAUUACAAUUCGUUGAAUGAGGAAGGCCAAGAUGGACGCACCGACUCCAUAGAGAUCUAUGGCGCAGUUGCCUCGCUUUUCGAAUCCAACGAACCCGGCAUUAUAAUAAAACUACAAAUACAAACACCCACAAUGCAAAGUCCAUUCAUCAUAGGCUUUGACCAGCAGGAGGCGGCCUACGAGUGGAUUAAAGCAAUACAAGAGGCUGCCUUUUUGGCCAGUCAGCUGGCCACAGAGCGUCGUAAGAAGGAGCGCACAGCGCGCGUAGCCAAAGAGAUGUCCGAUUUGAUAAUAUAUUUCCGCAGUGUGCCUUUUCGAGAUCACAGCUGGAUAUUUCAGGAAAUGUCCAGUUUUCCCGAGACCAAAGCUGAAAAGCAAUUUAUACAACAGAAUAUGCCUUUAUUUUUGGCCUAUCAUCGCCAGCAAAUAAGUCGCGUGUACCCCAAGGGACAACGCUUAGAUUCAUCGAACUUUAAUCCGGUGCCAUUUUGGAAUGUGGGCUCCCAGAUGAUAGCCCUCAACUAUCAAACCGGUGACAAGGCCAUGCAGCUAAACCAGGCCAAGUUUCGUCAGAAUGGCAACUGUGGCUAUAUACUCAAGCCCAGUUUUAUGCGCAGCGAUGCAUUCAAUCCCAAUAAUCCACAGUGCGAGGGACUGCUGGAGUCCAAGGUUACUGUGCGCAUCAUUGCCGCACGUCAUCUGUUUCGCGGUGGCAAGUCAAAUAAUCCCCAAAUAGUCGUCGAGCUAGUGGGCUCUAGUUUCGAUAGCGGCAUUAAGCAUCGCAGCAAGGUGAACGAGAAUGGCUUUAAUCCCGUAUGGAACGAAUCCGUUGAGUUCACAGUGCAUAAUACACACUUUGCCCUGUUGCGCUUCGAGGUGCAGGAUGAGGAUAUGUUUGCUGAAACACAUUUCAUUGCGCAAGCCUGCUAUCCCUUAGCCUGUGUGCGUCCUGGCUAUCGUAGCAUUAUACUGCGCAAUAAAUUUAGCGAGGAGCUGGAAUCCUGUUCGCUCUUAAUACACCUGGACAUCAGUCGACGUCAGCCUGCAAUAUGAUUUUGACAGUAUUUUCUACAAAUUAUCAACAUAUCAGAUAUAUUUUUAUAUAUUAACUAUACUAUACAUAUACAUAUAGCCAAUUUAUACUUCCAUUUGCGCUACGCAUACUAUUCCACAGCAUUUACAUCACUAUUUAAAGGGAAACGAUUGUUAUACAUAUAUAUAUACCACAUAUCUAAGCUGUGCUCACAUUUUCUCAAAAACAAAGAACACGCUAGUGCCUUAGCCCAAUUUUUAUCAGUCAGAGUCAGCACAUUGAAAUACAAUGGGAAAUUGUAUGUUUUAAUAAUAUUAUGUGUAUGCCGUAAUAUACUUGACAUAAUUUAUUUGUAAUUUAUAAACACAUUGU